Messenger RNA from Artibeus jamaicensis (Jamaican fruit-eating bat), 4648 nucleotides. RefSeq names its product zinc finger and BTB domain containing 5 (gene ZBTB5). Bases 179 to 2209 code for a protein of 676 amino acids. Gene Ontology annotation, cellular component: nucleus. Gene Ontology annotation, molecular function: DNA-binding transcription factor activity, RNA polymerase II-specific; RNA polymerase II cis-regulatory region sequence-specific DNA binding; protein binding. Lineage: Eukaryota; Metazoa; Chordata; Mammalia; Chiroptera; Phyllostomidae. The transcript has 3 exons. The record is from RefSeq and is a predicted model, not a curated record. Gene Ontology annotation, biological process: regulation of transcription by RNA polymerase II.
GGGGAGGAAAUCCCACUACCGAGACCCUGCCUGGACGUUCCCGCCUCCUCAGACACAGUGGAGUCUGAUCGGAGAAGGGCCAUUGCGGUCUCCUGCGGGAAGGGGGGCGGAGCCCGGCUCAGGGUCAGCAAUCUCAAAGGAGGCUUUCUUCCAAGACCCUCAUGAGAAGUUGAGGAUCAUGGAUUUUCCUGGACACUUUGAACAGAUCUUCCAGCAACUGAACUACCAAAGACUUCAUGGCCAGCUCUGUGAUUGUGUCAUCGUAGUGGGAAACAGACAUUUUAAAGCCCACCGCUCUGUACUGGCAGCCUGCAGCACGCAUUUCCGAGCCCUGUUCUCAGUGGCAGAGGGAGAUCAGACCAUGAACAUGAUCCAACUGGAUAGCGAGGUAGUGACAGCAGAGGCCUUUGCCGCACUGAUUGACAUGAUGUAUACCUCUACCCUCAUGCUGGGGGAGAGCAAUGUUAUGGAUGUCUUAUUGGCAGCCUCUCACCUGCAUUUGAACUCUGUUGUUAAGGCAUGUAAACAUUACUUAACGACAAGGACACUGCCCAUGUCUCCCCCCAGUGAGCGUGUUCAGGAACAGAGCGCCCGCAUGCAGCGCUUCUUUAUGCUGCAGCAGCUGGGACUAAGCAUUGUGAGCUCAGCCCUCAAUCCGAACCAGAGUGGUGAGGAGCAGCAGGCCCCCCUGAGCUCGUCGAUGCGCAGUAACCUGGAUCAGCGGACACCGUUCCCCAUGAGACGCCUUCAUAAGCGCAAGCAGUCCGCAGAGGAACGGGCCAGGCAGCGCCUCCGACCCACCAUGGAUGAGUCUGCCAUUUCCAAUGUUACACCAGAGAAUGGGCCUUCGGGGGUUCGUUCUCGAGAGGAAUUCUUCUCACCAGAUUCUCUGAAAAUUGUGGAUAACCCUAAGGCCGACGGGAUGACUGACAACCAGGAGGACAGUGCCAUCAUAUUUGACCAGUCUUUUGGUGCUCAAGAAGAUGCCCAGGUGCCUAGCCAGUCCGACAACAGCGUCAGCAACAUGGCGCAGUUGUCCAUGGCUUCUCGCGCAACUCAGGUUGAGACUAGUUUUGAGCAGGAAGCUGCAACUGAGAAAAGUGGCUUUCAGUGUGAAAAUCCUGAGGUCGGCCUUGGUGAGAAGGAGCACAUGAGAGUAGUGGUUAAAUCGGAGCCCUUGAGCUCUCCUGAACCUCAGGAUGAGGUGAGCGAUGUGACCUCCCAGGCAGAAGGCAGUGAAUCUGUGGAGGUGGAGGGAGUUGUGGUCAGUGCUGAGAAGAUAGACCUCAGCCCUGAAAGCAGUGAUCGGAGCUUUUCAGAUCCCCAGUCUAGCACUGACAGGGUAGGCGAUAUCCAUAUUUUGGAAGUCACAAAUAACUUAGAUCAUAAGUCCACUUUUAGCAUUUCAAAUUUUCUUAACAAGAGCAGAGGAAGUAACUUUAGUGCCAAUCAGAACAAUGACGAUAAUAUCCCAAACACCACUAGUGACUGCAGGCUGGAGUGUGAGGCCCCAUACUUGUUGAGUCCAGAGGCUGGGCCUGCGGGUGGGCCCUCCUCGGCCCCUGGCUCCCAUGUAGAAAACCCAUUCAGUGAUCCUGCAGACUCCCAUUUCGUUAGGCCUAUGCAGGAAGCAAUGGGCCUGCCAUGUGUGCAGACAUCAGGCUAUCAAGGAGAACAGUUCGGCAUGGAUUUUUCCAGGUCUGGUUUGGGCCUCCACUCCUCCUUCUCCAGGGUAAUGAUGGGUUCCUCAAGAGGAAAGGCCAGUAACUUUCCAUACUACCGCCGUAUAGCUCCCAAAAUGCCAAUUGUAACUUCUGUCAGGAGCUCACAGAUACCAGAAAACUCUCCCAGUUCCCAGCUAUUGAUGAAUGGGGCCACAUCCUCAUUUGAAAAUGGGCACCCUUCCCAGCCAGGCCCUCCACAGUUGACCAGGGCAUCUGCUGACGUCCUGUCAAAGUGCAAGAAGGCUUUAUCAGAGCACAAUGUCUUGGUUGUGGAGGGAGCUCGAAAGUAUGCCUGUAAAAUCUGCUGCAAGACUUUUUUAACCUUGACAGAUUGCAAGAAGCACAUCCGUGUUCACACAGGGGAAAAACCCUACGCCUGCCUGAAGUGUGGCAAGAGGUUCAGUCAGUCCAGCCACCUGUACAAACAUUCUAAGACUACGUGCCUGCGCUGGCAGAGCAGCAGUCUUCCAAGCACUUUGCUGUAACCCUGACCUCUUGAGAUCAUGCCGAUGCCGGUUGUAGGGCCGAAACGAAAAUAUGUUUUGGUUAAGGGCUAAUGCCCCUGGGCUUGUGGUUUCAGGCUGUCCGAUGGCACUUGCAGAUUUCCAGGACUCGGGGGAGAACUAAUAGUGUGAGUGCUGCUGCAUUUCUGGGUGCGACACAGGCUUUCAGAGAGGGACGCAGUCCUCCAAAGCACGUUCUUCCUUAGGGUUGAGUAAUGCGGUGAGAGAGUAGUUUAUAAUUGAUGUUAAAAGUGGCACAUGUAAAAAUUAAAAAUUAAAGUGCAAAAAACUUUUUUAGCAAUUUUUGUAAAACUCUGUGAAGCAUUUAAUUAAAUUUCUUAUACCCUCUGAUGGGGAUAUUAUAUACCUGUACAGUGAUAUAAAACUCAUUUAUGUAUAACCAGUGGCAACCUUGUGCCCGUCUAAAAGGCCCUUGAGGACGACAUGCCUGUGGGCCACAGAUGCUUUAAAGCCUAUCAGGAGCAAGUCCUCAGCCUCAAAAAGUACUGUAUUUUUUUAUUUUUGUCUGAUUUGUAGGCACAGACACUGCGCUUUGAUGGUGCUGACACUGGGUCCGGAGUGAGCGUUCUCUGGGCUGUUGGGUGUACAUACUUUUGAAAACAUCACUGUUAGAUGUUUUAACAAUUAUUGUGGUUUUAAAAACAAAGUUGUCAAUGGAGUGUGUACUUGUAGGGAGUGACAAGUAAGAUAUUGUUUCUGUGUGUGCUGUUUUAGUAUUUUAACCAACUCGUAUACAUGUUCCAAUUCCAUGUUUGGAAGUCAGAAAAGAGCUAGUGUUUGUCUUUGUUCUGAUGAUGUGGAGUCCUGUUUUGUGGGAUCUGUCAUAGCACAUUCACCCUUUGCUCCGUCCAGAUUUGGGGGCCAGUCUGGCCUGACACAGCUCACCCAGUGACACACCUGUUCCUUUUGCUUCUUCACCCUCUCACGCCCUGUAUGGGCCUAGAUUGCUCUUUUCGGUUACAAGCUAACCAAAAACCCGCAGGUGUCAUUACUGUUUAUACUCUGAAGUAUAGAAUGUGAACUUUGGUGGUUGUUCCGGCCCAGUACUGCGUGUUUGUAAUCCAAACAUAGCCGUGUUCAUGUUAUUUUCCAGACUUUAUAAGACGGUUGGAUUGCCCAGAACUAGAAGUCACCAAGUAGAUUCCGAGACUGUUGGGAGAGACCUUUGGGUCACUGUCCAGGGCCUCUCCGUGUCCCACUGCCUCACCUCCCCAGCCCACCUUGCAGCCAUCCGACCCCGUGCCGUCAGGGCUGCUGAGGCACCUGUGUCAGGCUGAGCCCUGGCUGAGCGCUUCCUGGGAACAGCACAAGUUACUGUGUCUCCGUAGAGCUCCCCAGGCCAGUUUAAAUCAUGCACGACCAUGUGCUCAUUUUUUAUACAGCUUUUUAAGACGCCAACGAUUGUGCAUAAUUGAGAGAAAUCCUUUGGUUCUUCUGUUUAGAAAGCUAAAUAUGUGUAGCCUAAAACAAAAAUUAGCCUUUUUCCUCUCAGUCUAGUGUGCACAGUUCACACACUGUCCAUGGAUGAACACCUGUCUGUGGAUAAACUCAUAGUGUCCAUAGUUGGCUUAGCAUUUCCUGCGAACAGUCCCAGGGAGGAGAGGACAACAGACGCCUCUCCUUUCCAGCAGCGGUGGGAGAGAGACCACUGGAGGACACGGUGUCACCUGUGAGAUUCAGGGGUGUGUGUGGCUGAUUGUCAGCAGUUGGGUUUUGACUCGAUGUGAGGAGGCUCCACAUCCACCCAUCUACAUGGCUCGGGGACCAGUGUCUUGUGAGAUUGACCGUGGGAGACAGGUGGGUCAGCGGGACGACAAGAGGCCUGCCCGAGCCUGGGGAGAAGAGCCAGUGGCACCAGGAAGAGUGGUGGCAGCCCUUCUUCCCUUCCACCUGAAGGGGGUGGUGCCAGGAGGCUGCCCCCCACCACAUCUCAGGCUUAAGUGGACUUUGCUUCGGGGCCGUCUCCAGCACCGUGGCCGGAGCCCUGCCUUUCCUCUGCUAGGUGGGGUCUGGAAUUGCUCAUCUACCUCUUAGUCAGUCAGUGUCCAUGUGAGAGAAGCAAGCGUGCGGGCCGGUGUCCUCACACAAGCUGUAGUGCUUACACGGUAGUUCAGGGGCUCCCCGGGAAACCCGGCGGGGCUCCUGUGAUCCCAGUUUCUACCUGAAUUCCAACUGGUGUUGGGUACCUGGAUUUUGAUCAAUUAGCCUUAAUUAUAGCCUGGCAUAAUCAUUUCUGGUUAUCAACUCAUAAAGUUCUAUCAGGGCAUCUAUGGCAGUGGUGCUCUCCUGAUCAAAAUUUGAGAUUUUGAAAUAAAAAAUUUGUCACAUUCAUAAUCUAACUAAAUAUGUGUUCUUUUUCUGCACUUAGGUUAAUUUUAAAACAAAAAAAUAAAGGGAUAU